CUCACAAACCCUUUUCAUUCUUCACUCGCUCGCUGUCUUCUCACCUCUCUCACAGCUUCUCCGCGCUCUGAUACUGGAUCGCAAUUUCUAGGGUUAGGGUUUCCCAAUUUCUUCCUCGAUCGUAGAGAAUGAGUUCCACCGGCGGCAACAACACCAAGGGCGGCAGAGGCAAGCCCAAGGCCGCCAAAUCGGUUUCCAGGUCUCAGAAGGCUGGUCUCCAAUUCCCCGUUGGAAGAAUCGCGAGGUUCCUCAAGGCUGGAAAGUAUGCUGAGCGUGUUGGUGCUGGUGCUCCUGUGUAUCUCUCUGCUGUGCUUGAGUAUCUCGCCGCUGAGGUUUUGGAAUUGGCUGGGAACGCUGCUAGGGACAACAAGAAGAAUCGUAUUGUUCCAAGGCACAUUCAACUUGCUGUGAGGAACGAUGAGGAGUUGAGCAAGCUGUUGGGAUCUGUCACCAUUGCUAAUGGAGGUGUGCUGCCGAAUAUUCACCAGACUCUGCUUCCUAAGAAGGCUGGAAAGGGGAAAGGCGAAAUUGGAUCUGCUUCUCAGGAAUUUUAGGGGUUUUGAUGUCUCCUCUGUUGAUUAGACCAUAGUUUUAUUUUGCUGCAGUUGUAAUAUACAUCGAUGUUUGAUUUCUAUAUUGCUGCCCAGAGAGAUUUGUUGUUUAUCAGUGGGCAGAAUUGGAUGGCGUAGAACCCUCUUUAUAAUGUUGGAUGAAUGAUAAAUGCUUUUGCCUGAA
Lotus japonicus is the source of this 735-nucleotide messenger RNA. Its product is annotated as histone H2AX. Gene Ontology annotation, cellular component: nucleosome. Gene Ontology annotation, molecular function: structural constituent of chromatin; DNA binding; protein heterodimerization activity. The record is from RefSeq and is a predicted model, not a curated record. The transcript is spliced from 2 exons. Bases 129 to 554 code for a protein of 141 amino acids. NCBI's taxonomy places the organism in Eukaryota, Viridiplantae, Streptophyta, Magnoliopsida, Fabales, Fabaceae.